AUGUCUGAAAUUCACGAAGAAGAACAAGACGAGACUCUCCGAGCAUCUCGAUUGGCGUUCGACUACAUUUUCAAGCUCAUCUACCCAGUUUUCUACUUCGUCACAAUUCCGCUGCGAAUAACAAAUUGGUUUUUCACAAACUUUCCGGUAUUUUCCUCCCUAUCCCUAUUCCUUUUUGUGUCCACAACGUUAAUUGUGAUUUAUGUGUACCGAAGACUCUCAUCGACACCUCGUGAAAGCUUUAUCAGCUACGUUCUCUACACUGUUCUCCCAUAUGCAGUUUCAAUUGUGUACACAACUGUUGGAUUCAUUUUUCCUCAGGUGCAUUUCUUCACUAAAAUCAUCAAUGUGCUUCUUCAUCCAAUAAAUUUCAUUCUUGGAUUCAUCGAAAAAGUGGACAGCAGAGCUGCUCCGAUUCGCCGAACAGUCGAAGCUCUACAUGGUCCAAAGCCAUCGAAAAAGAGUAUCAAAUCCAUCGAAGAGUCGCUCAACGAAACACGUCUUCAAUGUUAUCUGUGUAAGCUAGCCGACAAACGAGUCCUUCUCCGCCCGUGCAAUCAUUUCUGUCUCUGCGAAAAGUGCAACGACGCCUUCCAGAAGCAAAUCCCACCACUUUGCCCCAUUUGUCAUAUUCCUGUACAUUCAUUCGAUAUUAUUCAUCUUUCAUGA
Molecule: messenger RNA, 669 nt
Organism: Caenorhabditis briggsae
Lineage: Eukaryota; Metazoa; Nematoda; Chromadorea; Rhabditida; Rhabditidae
Exons: 4
Coding region: 1-669 (222 amino acids)
Source: RefSeq, a predicted model, not a curated record